UUUGUUGACUAAAAUUAUUAUUUUCUUUACAGGAGAGCUAUUUAGAAUUUAUUUUGUUUUAUUUUGUAGGCUAACUUCUCCUUGAGUUGAAAAUGGCCUCACGAAUAUGCCAAUUUAUGCGACCGUUAGCUUAUUCUGUAGCUAGAAAAAAUGUUCUCAAUUCAAUACCUAUAGUGUAUCAUAAGUUUCAAGUUAGGAAUAAUAGUGGUGCAGCCACUACAACACCAACAAAAUACAGUACUAUUGCUACUCGCAAUGAAGCCAUUAGACAACACUUGACUCAGUUUGGAGCCUAUGUUGCUGAAUGUUUGCCUAAAUAUGUGCAGAAAGUGGAUGUCUACCAUCAUGAUGAGCUAGAAAUAAUGAUCCAUCCUGAUGGUGUCAUCCCUGUGUUGACAUUUCUCAAAGACCACACCAAUGCCCAGUUUAUGAACAUUGUUGACAUUGCUGGAGUAGACAAACCAAGUUUAGAAAAUAGGUUUGAGAUUGUGUAUAUGCUACAGUCCAUCCAAUUCAAUUCACGUAUCAGAGUCAAGACCUACACAGAUGAACUGACUCCUAUUGAGUCUGCAUGUUCUGUGUAUCCUGGAGCAAACUGGUAUGAGAGAGAGAUCUGGGACAUGUUUGGAGUCUUUUUUGCUAAUCAUCCAGACUUGAGACGUAUCCUGACCGAUUAUGGAUUUGAAGGACAUCCUUUUAGAAAAGAUUUCCCACUUUCAGGCUAUGUUGAGGUUCGUUAUGAUGAUGAGGUCAAGCGUGUAGUUGUUGAGCCUCUAGAAUUAGCUCAAGAGUUUCGUAAGUUUGAGGCCAACACACCUUGGGAAACUUUCCCUUCUCAUAGACAGCUGGAAGGUAAAUACCAGAAAACGACUAAACCAGAAGAGAAGAAAUAAGCUGAUAGCAGUUGUGUAAAUAUCAGUGUACUACAAGUUUUUUUGUUAUCAGACUGAUCUAAAUGAUAGCAACAGAUCAAGAUGAGAUGUUCUUUAAUGGUGAAGUCCAUUUGGCAAAGUCUGUUUGAGAGCCUCUUUAUUGAACAGUUUUUCUUCUGUUAGUUUAGGUGUGUAAAUAUAAGAAACAGAUAAAAAUAAAUGGAAUUUAUAAUAUACAA
Biomphalaria glabrata is the source of this 1111-nucleotide messenger RNA. RefSeq names its product NADH dehydrogenase [ubiquinone] iron-sulfur protein 3, mitochondrial-like. The record is from RefSeq and is a predicted model, not a curated record. NCBI's taxonomy places the organism in Eukaryota, Metazoa, Mollusca, Gastropoda, Planorbidae. The transcript is spliced from 7 exons. Gene Ontology annotation, molecular function: NADH dehydrogenase (ubiquinone) activity. The coding region runs from base 93 to 893 and encodes 266 amino acids.